Cuscuta campestris is the source of this 680-nucleotide messenger RNA. Lineage: Eukaryota; Viridiplantae; Streptophyta; Magnoliopsida; Solanales; Convolvulaceae. The record is from the annotation of a GenBank genome assembly.
GACGAUGCUGUUAUGAGGCGUCCCACUGCCGUGCCGUCGGGCUUGAGCUGAUCGGAGGUCUGGAUCUCGUCGCCGGAUGGAGGGGGUGGCUGUAGCGUCUCUAGACUUGCCUCUUCCGGUGGUUUAUGACGUGACUGAUCAAGAGAGUUUCGACAACGUCAAGCAGUGGUUGAAUGAAAUUGAUCGAUACGCUAGUGAAAAUGUCAACAAGCUUCUUGUUGGGAACAAGUGCGACCUAACGUCGCAGAAAGUUGUUGACUAUGACACAGCAAAGGCUUUUGCCGAUGGAUUAGGUAUACCUUUCAUGGAGACAAGCGCCAAAAAUGCAACCAAUGUGGAGCAAGCUUUCAUGGCUAUGGCAGCUACAAUCAAAGAGAGAAUGGCAAGUCAGCCGGCGAAUAAUGCACGCCCGCCAACCGUGCAUUUCCGAGGUCAACCUGUGACCAAGAACAACUCCUCCGGUUGCUGCUCUACUUGAAAAAGGCAGAUCAGAAGAUCAUCCACCACAUAACAUUCCAAUGUAAAAACAAUAGGAUUUGAUUUCUUUAUUAGUGGUUUGUGGCAUUAUUGUGAUUCUACUUUAUGACUUUAUGCUUUCAAAUCUCUCCCAUUGCAUGUCUUUGUUUAGAGUUCACUUUGUUUUUACUACCUUCUCAGUUUAAAACGGCAUAUGUACAAAU